This is a messenger RNA of Entelurus aequoreus (snake pipefish), 5741 nucleotides long. It is a transcript of the gene ubn2a, whose product is annotated as ubinuclein 2a. The transcript is spliced from 17 exons. Bases 307 to 4014 code for a protein of 1235 amino acids. The record is from RefSeq and is a predicted model, not a curated record. Gene Ontology annotation, cellular component: nucleus. Lineage: Eukaryota; Metazoa; Chordata; Actinopteri; Syngnathiformes; Syngnathidae.
CCCCUCUCCCUCGACUGAUAUUUUAUUUACUCCCAAAACCAAGAUGGCUCCCGUAACUGUGUCGGUCCCAUAGCAAAUCGAGGAUGCGAGCAGCUACCGGAAAAACAACUUUCCCCCGACCGUCGCAUCCCCUGGAAUCCAUUUCGUAUGGUUCGGAGGAGGCCUCCACCUCCGCGUAGCCGCUGAGCAGCCCUAGGGGCUUCGCGGAACCUUCCUUCAGGCACUAAUUCGGACUAGUUUGGCGAAGUAUCUCGUCUCCUUGUCGCCGUGUGUCCGGAGAGACGUGCGGGCAGGCAGCUCAUCCAAAUGGCCGAACCGAGAAAAGUGCAGUUUGUCACCCUGUCGGCCUUCGCGACCGGAGCCGCCUCGGAGUCGAGAAAACGCCGACUGGAGGACGAGGCCGACUUUAACUUCAGCGGAGACGACGAGGUCGAAGCAGCGGUGGCGGCGUUAGCGGAGCCCGGGGCAGGAGGUGCCGCCAACCGCCUCGGCAAAGCCGGCGAGAGGGACAAGGCUGGAGCCGAGAAGAGGGCGACGGUGCGGCUCAACCUGCCCCUCAGCGAGCCGGACGACCGCGCCUCUGCCGAGUUUAAUUACGGCGAACUCAUCCACAACCUCCAGAAAAAGAACAACCCUCCAGUUCUGACUCGUGCCCCCAAUGACCCUUUCAACGAUGACGAGAGAGAGCGGCUCCAAGUUGAGGCCAUGGCUAAGAAGUUUGAGGAUAAAUAUGGCAACACGACAAAGAAAAGGAAGGACAGAAUGCAGGAUUUAAUUGAUAUUGGCUUUGGCUAUGAUGAGACGGACCCCUUCAUAGACAACUCUGAGGCCUAUGAUGAGCUGGUGCCUGCGUCUUUGACUACAAAGCUCGGGGGCUUUUACAUCAACACUGGCACGCUGCAGUUCAGAGCGGCCUCCGACUCCGAAGGAGAGGAGGACAAGAAAGCAAACAAUGACAUUGAACAGGUGAAGAGGAAAAGGAACGAAGAAGAAGAUGAGAAAAGCAGAGAACCUAAACCAGGAGUGGCAGCUCUCAACAUCCAUCGACCCGAGAAGAAGAAGAGGAAGAAGCUGAUGAAGGAUUCGCUGUAUUUGGCGGCCAUGCUCCGCCGCUUCAACAUGGAAAAGGAGCAGAGUAGGAAAAACAACCCCAGCAUGACUCCUGUCGGCCUGGCCGUAGGCGUGGCCAACAAGCCGCGUGCUGCUGACGCAGCGAAGCACCUGCUGGCCUCUGACUCCACCCACUUGCAGGGCAAUACCCCCUCUGCCACAAACAACGACCUCUCGCUGGCAGACCUGACUUCCGACCCUGCCGUGAUGUCACUGCUGGGCUCAGCGAACGAGAAGGAACUUCAGGACCUCCUAGGCGACCUAGACUUUGGCUUGUUGGAAACGGACCAACAGCACGCCGUGACGUCGGCCAGGGAGAACGGCAUUCUGGGUGUCGGCGCUCCAGGCCAAAAAGUAGGAGCGGGUGGGGGCAGCCAAGGGCGAAGCCUGGGGUCUUCCAGUGGACUAUAUUCCCCUCCGCCGCUGCCUAGCGGGUUGCCACCUCCUCUCAUAAAACGCAUCGAGGACCUGCGAGCGGCUUCACGGCAGUUUGAUCAGGAGGGCAGGAAGAAGUUUUUCACCUUGGACAUGAAUAACAUUCUGCUGGACAUUGAGCUGCAGGUCCUGGAGCAGCCUCCCGAUGUGCGAUCGGGCAUCUACUCGCACAUAGAGGCCUUUGUGCCGUGCAACAAGGAGACGCUCCUCAAGCGGCUCAGGAAGCUCCGCCUCAACAUCCAGGUGAGGGCGGCUCAGUGUGACAACGGACUGCAGCCCCCUCCGCCUCUCAACACCAAGGACGACAGGCUGAGGACGCCGCUGUUGGAGCUGAAGCUGGCUGUAUGCAGCGUGAUGCCGGAGCAGAUCGCCAAAUACAACAUGGACUGUAUGGCCAAGGUUGCAAAGCAACAGUCGGAAGAGGGGGAGAAGAACGGUUCAGAGGAGGAGGAUGAGGAGAAACCUGGGAAAAGAGUGAUGGGUCCGCGGAAGAAGUUUGUGUGGGAUGACAAACUCAGAAGCCUGCUGUGUACGUUGGUGCGAGUGAAACUGAGCUGCCUGGACGUAGAGAACCAAUGUUCCCUGUCUGCGGAGGACUACCUCAAGGCCUUUCUGGAGAAUGAAGUCAAACCACUGUGGCCCAAAGGCUGGAUGCAGGCCAGAAUCCUGUUCAAGGAGAGUCUAGCGGUUCACUGUCACCUCACUGGAAGCCUAGCCAAGAGGAGAGUAGUGCCUGGGCCCAAGGCUAAAACUAAGGAGGGCGUGUGGGUCCGCAAACCGCCCCUCGCCAUGACCCCCACUCCGUCUCUCCCCGCCUCAUCCUCCUCGACAUCGAGCUGCCUGCCCUCCCUCUUGUCGUCUCACUCUGAGCCCAUCUGCCUGUCAGACUCUCUGGACGAGGACCUGAGCGCCCCCUCGCUGGACUCCAUUUCGCACGCGCUCGCCCUCCUCAGCAACGCUGCCAAGGGCCUGGGCUCCUCCGACAGCCCGCUGUCGCCCCCACCGCUGCAGAUCCCCACCUCCUCCCCUCCCCCUGUCACCUUGCAGUACCCGUCAGCCUCGCAGGUCACGUGCACUGCCCUCUCCAAGGGGGUGACCACCGCAGGGAAGGUGACCACUGCGUGGAAAGUGACCACGUCGGCCGCACUACCGACCUCUACCUCCUCCUCCGCCGCCUUGGUCCGCAUGCAGACGUCCGGCCCAGCCGUGAGCUCUAAGCUCCCCGAACCCACCUUCACCUUGAUUAAAGGACCGGGCACCCACAACCAGAGACACGUUACCAUGGCAAUAGCCAACAACAGGCCAAGUGCUAUAAUGAGCAGCAAAAUGCACCCGCACCCUGCCCCCUCGCCCCCAAAGCAGCGGCCCCCACCCACUGCGUCCCCUUUGAUGCCUCCCCAUCAGAAGGGCUUUGCCAGUCCUGCAGGAAUUAUGUCAGCUUUGGGCGCAGUCAAGGGUGGCGCCAAAUCUAGCGUCAUCAGCAGCAACGGCAGCAUCACGCCGUCGUCCUCCCCCUCCCACCAGUGUCGCCCCAAUUCCACACACCACCAUACCCUGCAGUCUUUCUGCCUCCCGUCCCCAGCCGUGUCCACGCCGUUUGCCACCUGCAAGACCACCCCCUCCCAUCAAGGUAAAGCCCCGCCCCAAGCCAACUUCAUCACACCCAUGCAGGCCACACUCACCAAGUCAUCCCACAGUAGUAACUCCUCCCCCAUCAUCAAACUGACCCCACGGCCGCCUGUGCCCACCCCGCCCCCCUCCUCCUCAUCCUCCCCCUCGCCUUCUUCAUCGCCUUCACACGCUCAUCAGGGCGUCCCCACCCAGCAACACCAGUACUCCCCAAAAACACCCAAAACGUUUCGACCGCCCUUCAGCAUGGCAAGUGGCAGUGGGCAAGCCGGGCAGGCGAAGCAGACGCAGGUCGCCUUCACGGGUGCUACCAAAGCGCCGCCCACCACCGGCGCCGGUGGCACCCACAACUCUAACAAUAAGGGCACCUCGGCUGUCAGCGUCACAGAGAAAACGCAGUCGGCCUCGGCCAAUCACAGCCAGAGGCAAAGGCUGGGUGUGGCUGGCCAAAACUCCAAGGCAGGAAACGGCUGGGUGGGGUCAGGAAGUUUGACCAUGACACCUUCCACAACAUCACACCUCUCACAGGUAUCGGGCACGGGCGGCUCCAUCCUAGGCAGCCCCUCCGCGCUGCCCCUGGGCUUCGGCAUGCUGGGGGGCCUGGUGCCUGUCUCGCUGCCCUUCCAGUUCCCCCCGCUGCUCAAUUUUAGUCCUCCCGGAGCCCCUGGCAUGGGCUCGGCCCCAAGCUCCAACUCAGGAUACUCCCUCGCACAGAGCGACCUGUUGGAGCUGUACAAGAGUCUCCAGUCCGGGUCGCAGGCCGUUCUACCUCCUCACUUGCAGCUCGCGUUCUCAGACACCAACCAAAGCCAGAGCGGAGACAAGAGGAAGCCGCACUGACCCGCUGACCACCUCCUUGGACUUCUUAUACAUUUGAUUGACUGACAAGGGGCGUGAGUAAGCGGGGUUUGACCGCCUCCCCCCUUUGUUUUUGUUUUUUUAAACGGACCUGCAGCGACACACACGUGUUGUAUAUUUUUUAAUGAAUACAGAACAAGGCGUGGCGAGUGAAGAGAAAGAAGUCUUUUCAUUUUUCUUUUGCUUUCUUUGUCGACAUGUUUACAUAAAACCGACCUUGAUCACUGUGGAAUGAGUGAGAGAGUGCGUAUAUAUGAUAGUGAUAAUAAUAAUAAUUUCUAUUUAAGCCAGAGCCCAGUUCUCUGUGUACGACAAGAGAAAUAAGUUAUUUUUCUGUCAUGUGCUUUUUAGACUUUUUAUGGUCACCUAUUCUUUCCUGCUCCCACUAAUGACUGUUAAGUAGUAGCUUAAAGGAAUAUUGAUAAGUUAUUUGUCAUUUACACAGGGACAAAAAGAUGUGUGUGUUCGUGCUUGCGUGUGUGUGCGUGUAGAGAAAAAGCAAAACAAUAUACUGUUAAAAAAACUUUCCACAUUCUCCCCACAAGGAGGAGUAAAUGUUGCACAAGCUUUUAUUAUUUGAAUUUUUUGGUGCUCUUUCAUCACACUGGACCUUUUUAUUGAGGCGGGGCAGGCAGGGGGAGAUGGAAAAAGAAAGAAAAAAAAAACAUUUGUGAGAAAAGUUUGUAGCCUACUUGAAUUGUUUUUGUACCAACAUGACGUAACAUGACGCCUUAGUUUGUGUGGGAGCGGAAAAAAAAGCGGGGAAAAAAAGAUCUAUGCAGGAAGAAAAAGGGUAAGUUGUCGCUUUUUAAAAAAAUAUUCCUCCUUUCCCUCCCUUAGCUUCCCUCUGCUGCAGGGGUGAUCAACGUGCAGGCCGGGGGCCGUUUGCAGCACGACAUCUUAUAAACUUGUGACAUCUUCCUUAAAGAAUACGGGGUUGUGUGAAAAAGGGCGUAAAACCUUAUCUACAACCGUUCAUUUCUGUGGUGAAACAGGUGAAAGUGAACAAAAAUACACUAGUACACAAGUAUUUGCUUUGUCAGCUCAAAUACACAAAUGACUAUUGUACUAUAGGUCACUAUUUAGCCUAAGUAGAGCGACCACUGUAUGUAUUAGCUUAGCUCAGUAGUCUUGUCGCAUUCUUCAACUUUUGUGUACACUGCCCCCCCCCCCCCCCCGGUGGCAAAGGUUUGGGCACCCUGCUGCUCUACUAAACGAUUACCUCCGUUAGAACAUAACUUACCCGUCUCAGUAACUCCUUCUCCCGCCUUCCUCUUAGUGUUUGCAAGACUGACCGAGAAUGACGCCAAAGAUUGUUUUGUAGCUCUCCUGAUUGUGUGUGUGAAAUCAUGUGACUGGAUGUGUGAGGGGAAACGGGGAGUAUAAAUAAUAAGACAUUAGGAUGUGAACUGGUGGCUUUCUUUCUCCUCCUGUGUGUCUAAUAUGGAAUUAAAGAAAAAACAGAUGGUUCCCAUGACAACUCCUAAGACUUGAGGCUGAUUGCGGUCUGUCGACUUGAGGUGUAGGAGUUCAUGGUAGGUUAAAGGUCAAACCUGUGACAAAAUCGCAACUUUUUUUUUUGUUUUACAUUUUUAUGGAAAUAUUUUAUUUCUUUUUUAAAACAUAGGUUUGCGACCACAGCCCUUGGCUUCAUGUUAUUUAUUUUUUUUGGUUGUGUCAAGAAUGGAAUUAAAACUAAGCAGAUGGUU